This is a messenger RNA of Corythoichthys intestinalis (scribbled pipefish), 4269 nucleotides long. RefSeq names its product protein arginine methyltransferase 9 (gene prmt9). Lineage: Eukaryota; Metazoa; Chordata; Actinopteri; Syngnathiformes; Syngnathidae. Gene Ontology annotation, biological process: peptidyl-arginine methylation. Bases 453 to 2903 code for a protein of 816 amino acids. The record is from RefSeq and is a predicted model, not a curated record. Gene Ontology annotation, molecular function: protein-arginine N-methyltransferase activity; protein binding. The transcript has 13 exons.
GUGGGUGUUUCAAACUUUUUUUACGCUUUUAGAUAUUAUUCAUAUAUAGUUUAUAAACUUUUUGUUUGUUUUUCUCUGUCAUGGCCAUUUGUGGCUUAUUGAAUCUAAUACAAACAGGUAUUUUUUAAAAAAAUACCCAAGAAGAAAUUUGUUUGCGGUCGUGUUCAACACCCGAGCUCAUUUACCGAAAGGACCUGCUAGCCAACAAUGCUAUUAGCUUCGACAGUGUCUGAGUUUAGGGAAAACCUUACGUAUCGGUGAUUUUUCUUCUGCUAUGCUGACUCCAAGAUGCCUACUUGAAGAAGAAAAGCCCCACCAAGGCGUGCCGCUAAAGAAAUAUUUUGACGUUGAGCGUGAUUGAAUCGUCACAGCAAAAGCAUCAUUUUUUACAACGACAACAAUUACCUCAUUGCAGACAACAUCACCGCUUUGAUCUACAUCCUUGCACGGGUAUGCCUAAUGCCAGCGCAAGGCCAAAACACAGUGGCAGGAGAUCUCACAGACGACACCGAGAGGACCCGGCUCGGAACCAACUGGUGUCCAGCUCCCUGGAAAGCGCCCAGCAGUGCCUCUUCAAUCAGGACUAUGGGCCCGCAUUCGUGCACUAUCUCCUCGUCCUUAACCUGGCACCCGAGUUCAAGGACUUUGCCAAGGAGUCCUUCCGCUUCACACUCUUUAAAUGGGCCGAAGAACUGGACUCGGCCGGCCGCAUUCAGGACCUUUUCGGCUGCUACGAGCAAGCCCUGGAGCUCUUUCCCGCAGACGAGGUCAUUCUGAACAGCGUGGGCGAGCACCUCUUCAGAAUGGGCUUCCGAGAUGAAGCGGCGGGCCAUUUUUUCAAAGCCCUGAAGCUGAAGCCGGACUACGCGGAAGCCAGGGAGAACUUCUACCGUGUGGCCAACUGGCUGGUGGAGCGCUGGCACUUCCUCAUGCUCAACGACCACGGGCGCAAUCGCAAGUAUCAGCAGGCCAUCCAAAAGGCGGUGCGUGACGGAUGCGCCACCGUACUGGACAUAGGUACCGGCACUGGGAUCCUUGGCAUGUGCGCUAAGAAGGCGGGAGCUGCCGAGGUGUACGCCUGCGAGCUUUCCAAGACGAUGUACGAGCUGGCUUGUGAGGUGGUGGCGGCCAACGGGAUGGACGGCGGCAUCAAGAUCCUCCACAAGAAGUCUUUGGAAAUGGAAGUGCCAACGGACAUCCCACACAGGGUGUCGCUGGUGGUGACGGAGACUGUAGACGCCGGCUUGUUCGGAGAAGGUAUCAUCGAGAGCCUCAUCCAUGCUUGGCACCACCUUCUACUGCCUCCGCGGAAGGGGGACUCCAGGGACUCCUCGGCGACCGGUCGCGUCAUCCCUGCCGGCGCCACCGUUUACGCCAUGGCUGUGGAAUGCCUGGAGAUCCGGCGGCAUAACAAACUCUGCGUGUCGGAGGUGGGCGGUCUGUCCAUGGCGGCGGCCGAGCAGCUGCGUAGUCCGGUAAGCUGCAGCGCCGAAGCGGACGACUCCAUGGAGCCGUAUACCACCGAGCGACUCAGCAGGCUGCCCGGAGGAUACGCGGCACUCACCGAGCCGCUUACCGUGCUCCGCAUUGACUUUAACAACGUAGAGGAGUUGGAGGGUCUGAGCUCCAGGCCUGUGCAGCGGUUGCGGGUGCCGGUGGUGAGAGACGGCGAGCUGGAUGCUCUAGCCGUCUGGUUUCAACUGCAUUUGGACGAAGAGAGCAGCUUGUCCACGGGACCGCACGAGGACACUUGCUGGGAGCAGGCCAUCUACCCAGAACAUGCCAGCAAAGGAUUUGUGCUAAAAAGGGGCGACGAGCUUCUGGUGGACGUGUCGUGCCGGGACGCUUAUCUUCGACUACGCAGCGUCGCCGUCCUGCGAUCCGGUCGCGAACUCCGCCUGGACGCGUCCACGGACCCCCGCGACCCGGAAGCGGAGCUGUGCAGCGCCCUGGCGUCGCUCCAAACGCGCCCGGACGUCUGCGUGCUAGAGUGCUCGGAAAUGGCGCUCUUGAACAAUGGCGACUACCACCAUAGUUUCGCCGCCGCCUUGUCCAAACUACUGACCCGGUUGAAGGCGGAACCAGAGCAGUCCUCGGACCCGCUGUACAUUCUGGACGUGUCGGAGGGCUUCUCUCUGCUCUCCCUCAUGGCGGCCAGCCACGGCGGCGUCAAAGCUUACAGUUCGGUAGAGAAGCGCAAGCAACAGGAGGUGUUGGAGCGGUUGGCGCGUGCUAACGGCGUGCCGGACGGCAGCUUGGAGUUCUGGCUCAAUAACGGCGAGGACGAACAGGGGGCGCUGCAGAGACCCUCGCGGGAGAAGCUGUGGAGCGCCAUUUUCCUCGACUGCGUGGAGACGUGCGGGCUCGUCCGGCAGAAGCUGAUGGAGAAGGCGUCGCUAGCCAGGUGCCUUCUGGAGCACGGCGGUCGCAUCUUCCCUCAAAAAAUGGCCGUAUUGGGCACGCUGGUGGAGUCGGACACGCUGCUGCUGGAAAGCGCCGUCCAGGGCCGCGACGCCACACUCGGCUUCAACAUCGCGCCGUUCAUUAACCAGUUCACCGUUCCCGUACACGUGUUUCUUGAUUUCUCCACGCUAGCGUGUCGACAUCUAAGUGAGCCGAAUGAACUUUUCGUUCUGGAUCUUAUGGACGCUAAAGCCAACUACGACCAUAGGGAGGUCCAGGUCGUAACAACGGCGCCGGGCAGAAUCACGGCCGUGCCCUUUUGGUACGACAUCCAUCUGGACGAGGAAGUUCGCGUCAGCACGCUAGCCCCCGACUCACACUGGAAACAAGCCGCGGUUGUCCUGCAGCGCCCCCUGGAGGUGACGGCCGGGGAGCGGGUCCGGCUUUCGGUCAAGAUCCGAAACAGCAGCAUCUCAAUAGAGGUACGGAAAGACCCGUGAUGGACUGGAGGGAGCAUUUUGGAGCGCGAGGAUGCCGUUUCAUGUCUUUUGUCUUAAAAUAGCAGCAGAAAGACAGAAUUUUAUGAAAGACAACUAGAAUGAUUGUUUUAUUAGGAAUAAAGCAACACUUGUUCUGAUGUUAUGUUGUCAGUUUUAUUGGAAAAAAUAAAGAUGUGAAAGGCAUAUGGAGUAUUUAGCUCCGCACUGAAAGUGGACGUACAAGUAGUUUUGCUAAACAUAAUCGAUAAACCUGAUGUAAACAAUUAGAAACAUGCAUUUUACAGAUAUGCUAACUGAAUUUGUGACCCAAUAUAUCAAAUAUUAUUCAAAUAGUCUCUGGUUUUCAGAGAAUUAAGAUUUUCGGUCAUUUAUUUAAUAGUUUUUUUGAUGAAUUAUUCAACAAAAAUGGCAAUUUCGAUAAAUAAUCCUCACUUUUAAAGGGAAUAUUUAUACUAUUGGUCAAAGCAUUUCCAAAAUUAUGAGUUAUUCUUUUCAGUGUGGCCCUAAAAUCCUUCUUUAUAGCAACCAAUGUGUUUCCCUGCAAAUCAUUAACAAAUGAGGCUAAAUGGCUAAGGCGCUAACGCUUAAACUCGGCGAAUGCUCGUGUUGCAACUAGGGGUGUGACGAUAUAUCGCAAUACUUUGUAGCCCAAUAGGUUACUAGUAUGCUCCCGCCAAGAAUCGAUUUAUCGUUUUACACUAGUAUCUACAGGGGUUGGGAAAAAAAAUGGAAAUGCCUUAAAAAAAACAUAUUUAAUAUGGUGUACGUCUGCUUUUUGUGGCAAUUACAGCCUAAAUUCUCAAAACUCUUUUAGAGACGAUGGCAAUGUCUUGAGUCUCUAAAACUGACCAUAAAUGCUCAAUACUGUUUAGGUCUGAGGAUUCUGCCAAUCAUACAAGAUGCUCAACCGCUUUAAAAGGUUCCUCAUGCCAUUGUUCAACAAUUAGGUGUUGCCAAAACGUGAGGCGUUUCCAUUAUUUUGUCCAACCCCUGCAUGUCAGGAGUAUCCAAGUCCUGUCCUCAAGGCCAUCACUGCUCCCCUAGGGGAGACAAUCAACCUCUGCUGCCACCUGCUGUCGUCCAGCAUGCCUCCUAGCAUGCAUUGCAGCAACAGAUGUAAAUAAUCAAAAUUCAUGUUCUGUGCUAAAUUCUUCAGUUACUGCUCUAGUUGUUUCACUAAUUACUCGUUAUGGUAUUUGGUCACACUUUAUUUGACAGUAGCGCAAUAAAACUGUCAUAAGACUGUCAUAACAAUGUCAUGAGCAUGAAUGACUGCUUAUAGCAGAUGUUAUUUAAUGUCAUCUGACAAAUUACAGUUGUGGUCAAAAGUUUACAUACACUUGUGAAGAAUAUGAUGUCAUGGCUC